Molecule: messenger RNA, 585 nt
Organism: Phycomyces blakesleeanus NRRL 1555(-)
Lineage: Eukaryota; Fungi; Mucoromycota; Mucoromycetes; Mucorales; Phycomycetaceae
Exons: 1
Coding region: 1-585 (194 amino acids)
Source: RefSeq, a predicted model, not a curated record
AUGCGAGACGAAUCACCUGUAGCCUACACAAGACGAUUAUUUGCCCACUUCUUCAAUUUUAAGAAGUUCAAAAUCAAUGAUAUUGAAGCUUUUAUAAAUCUCCCAAAAGAAAAAGGCAAGAUCUUCUUGAACUCAAUAUACAUAGACGGCUAUACGUGCAGGGUAUUGUUUGCAAGACGGACCGCAACUGAUCCUCUCAAUUCUGUUGAGCUCACAACAAAUAACUUUAAUACCCAGGAAAUUGCGGGGAAUUUUCGAGUGUGUACGGUGGAUCCUAGAAGAAGAGAUGCUUUCAACUCAUAUCAUGCUGAUGAUGAUAUAAGACGUUUAACAACAAAAGAAUACUACAAUGCAUCUGAUAGCGUUAAGCGAAUGAGAAAUGAAGAUGCAAGGAAGGUGGUCCAAGGGAUCAAGGAAGAUGAAACAAACAUCCCAUCAGUGAAAACAGCACCAGGAGAGCAAUUUCUACGGCAUACCCAAUAUAUAAUAGCCAAUAUGCCUACUCUAUUCAAUUUUUAUAAUUUCAGAGUAGCUGAAAUACAGGAUUUUCGGACCCAAAUGAGGUUUUUUUUUGCACCCAUUUAA